Messenger RNA from Babesia bigemina, 786 nucleotides. RefSeq names its product ankyrin repeat containing protein, putative. The transcript has 6 exons. Lineage: Eukaryota; Apicomplexa; Aconoidasida; Piroplasmida; Babesiidae. The coding region runs from base 1 to 786 and encodes 261 amino acids. The record is from RefSeq and is a predicted model, not a curated record. Gene Ontology annotation, cellular component: cytoplasm; nucleus. Gene Ontology annotation, molecular function: fatty-acyl-CoA binding; protein binding.
AUGGCGCUGAUGAGGGCACUAGGCCGCGUUCUAGGAUGCCUGUUCCGGUGGCGUUCUAAGCGCAGCGAGCAGAUCGCAGAGUUCAAAGAAUGCUGUCAGCUGGUGGCGAUCAAACGCGCGGGAGGCCAGCUCGACGACGAUAACUUUUGGGUGCUCUACGGCUUCUUCAAACAAACGGUAGUUGGCGAUUUCAAUCCCAAGGACUUGGAGGACAGCACUGAAGCUGACAGGCGCAAAUGGGCGUCUUGGCAGAAGUGCAAGGGCAUGAGCAAGGCUGACGCAAUGGCGGCGUACAUCGCUUUGGUCCGCAACCUCUACGGCUACCCGACCAACACCGAUUCCAUGCACCCGACUAUGUCCAACGCCGUCAGCCGGCCGAAAGUGCAGCCGGACAAUGCGUCGGAUGCGGACGAAAGCGAGGGCCUGUUCGCGCUCGUGGCGGAUAACCACGUCGGCAUGGUGGACCUGCUGCUGAAAGCUAACCCCCAUCUGGUGAAUAUUCGCAGUCCGGAGGGGCUCACGGCGCUCCAUAUUGCCGCGGACAGGGGCCACAUCGAAGUUAUACAGUGCCUCCUGAAGCACGGCGCUGACAUUGACGCGAUGGACGACAAUUACGACACGCCGCUGCUGGUGGCCGCGGCGGCUGGCAACCGGCAGGCGGUUAGCGUGCUGUUGCGCAACGGCGCUGUUGAGUACCGCAGAAAAUCGGAUAGCGCAGAAGCGCAGCAUACGGUGAACGUCCCGGCCUCCAGCUGUGGCGGCGGGGCGGCCGCCGUGGCACCCUAG